Messenger RNA from Achroia grisella, 1387 nucleotides. RefSeq lists its product as uncharacterized. Gene Ontology annotation, molecular function: protein binding. The coding region runs from base 7 to 1209 and encodes 400 amino acids. The record is from RefSeq and is a predicted model, not a curated record. The transcript has 6 exons. NCBI's taxonomy places the organism in Eukaryota, Metazoa, Arthropoda, Insecta, Lepidoptera, Pyralidae.
UUUAGUAUGGAGCCACAACGGAAAUCAGUUGCCGGCCCAAUGGCUUUUUCUAGUGUGAAAUCUGCACGUAAAAGCUUUGCUGUUACGAGUACUUACGUCAAAAGUAACGCCACUCAAAAAGAAAUAGUAACUGUACAUACUAAUGCACCUGCAAUGGAAUAUAAAUCUUUCCAUAAUGAAAAAAAUCAAGUAUAUCAAGGAGAAGUAAAUUUACUUUCGGUCAUAGAUACAACCAAAGAUAUUAUGUGCUGUAAAUAUACGGAGGACGUUAAUGACCUCGCAGCAGGAUUUACAGACGGCACCAUCAGACUUUUUGAUUGUAAUACGGGCAAUUGUACUCAUACACUAGUGGAUGAUGAGUGUCGUGCAUAUCCUGGUCCAGUAACGACAAUCAGACAUCGUCCUAUCAGCAAAGCUCACCCAAUCACAAACAUGCUUUUAGCAUCAUAUGUUAACGGAUGUAUUAAAUGUUGGAAAUAUAAAUACGAUCAAUGUUUAUACACAAUUAGGGAAAAACGGCAGACUUUAGGACUGUGCUAUCAUCCACGGUAUACAAAAUUUGUUACUUAUGGCGAUGACGCCAAACUAAACAUGUACGACGAGGAAGUACAAACCCAAGAAAGAGCGUUCUAUUCGAGUGAAAGAAAAAAUAUAACGGAUGGUCACACAUCAAGAAUAUUUGCUUGUGCGUUCAAUCCCAAGUCUCAUCACGAAUUGAUAUCUGGCGGAUGGGAUAACGCUGUUAUGUGUUGGGAUGAUAGACAACCAUACGCAACCCGAUAUUUCUUCGGUGUACAUAUAUGUGGUGAAGGCUUAGAUUUCGACAAACCGGGAAAGCAAAUAUUGACAUGUUCUUGGCAAGAAAAAGAGAAUAUACAAAUAUGGGAUUAUGGUUCAUGCAAAUUAAUACAAAAUAUAACGCCUGACAAUCAGCACUCAAAACUUCAUUGCGGCAAAUUUGUACCACAGACGAGUCUAAUUGUCUGCGGUGGAUCCGAUUCUAAUUUACUGAGGCUGGUAGACGUAAAUACGAAAAUUACUGAAUGUUCUAUUAGAAACAAUCCAGGAGGCAUAUACGCGUUUGAUUUUGGAACAAUCAGACGAAAGCCAAAAAUAACAGAGACUUACAAAAAAAAUACGGAAAUUCAAAACACACCACGUGUCGCAUUUGUUACAGGAAAGAGAUUGCAAACUGUGGAUUUUGGAUGAACACAAAUAAAUAUAAUAAAUACCAAGUUUCUCAAUUGUCACAAAAAAAAUUAAAUAGUUGCACCUAAAACUACUAUAAAAACAACCAAAAUGACUUUCAUUUUUUUUCUAAAACUGCAUAGUAGUUUUCUGAUAAGUUUAACACUGAAAUGUGGCCGUUUGCGUCAUCAGUUAUUCA